UUUGAAUUUUUGAUCUACCCUAACCUUACCGUUUGUUUUGAUCGUGAUACUGGUCGAAGUUUUAAGACUCUUUUUAAAAAUUAUGUCAGUUUUUUCCGUAAAUUGAUGAUUUGCAAUAUCCCCGACCGUUACGUGCUUUCAUGAAAGCUCAUGAACUACUCCUUUAAGUUACCUCCUGUGCUGUGGAGUAUUGAAGAGUCAUCUCUGACCGUGCGUCCUCCAUAUCAGUUUUCAGAAUGUUUAAUUUGUUGAGACCUGUUCCCAUUCUUCAGAAGUAUAUAACAUCUUGCUCAGUCCUGCCGAAAGCCUUUUUUGCAACGGACACUCUAGCAACCGCUGCACUUGGUAAAGCGAAGAAGAAAACAGCAGGGAAAGCAGCUGGAAGCUCAGAGAAAAUACGACUUCCCGUGGAAACGGACACCAACCGACUGGUCAAUUAUGUUUGUGGCACCAAUCUUUUGAAAGAAGGUGGAGAAGAUGUCAAAAUAGGUCCUGAUUCUGAUUACCCAGAUUGGUUAUUUGAACUAUAUGUUGGACCAGCGAAGAAAUUAUCUGAGCUCGAACCUGGCUCUCUACAAUAUUGGAGAAGAAUAAAUAAAUUGUAUAUUAGAAAAAGGAGGAAGGAAUCCAUGCUACGGAAGGCUAAAUAAGGUCAUAGACUUUUCUCUCUUCUUCCAUUUCUGUAGAUACUUAAGUUCUCGCAUUUUGUAACAUUUUUAAGGAAAAUAAAACUGAUAGUCACUGUUUUGUUUAA
This is a messenger RNA of Bemisia tabaci, 754 nucleotides long. RefSeq names its product mitochondrial ribosomal protein L54 (gene mRpL54). The record is from RefSeq and is a predicted model, not a curated record. Gene Ontology annotation, molecular function: structural constituent of ribosome. Lineage: Eukaryota; Metazoa; Arthropoda; Insecta; Hemiptera; Aleyrodidae. Gene Ontology annotation, cellular component: mitochondrial large ribosomal subunit.